AUGAAAGGACAUAUCAUGUAUCAGAGGCUUUGUGGAUUGAUUCUCAUGUCCAGUUUUAUCUUUCUCACAGAUGCACUUUCACUAAAAGGAAAAAGGCUGGAUUUUUAUGGAAGAGCUCACACAUAUGUAAGCCUGACCAACACCAUUCCUGAACUCAUUUGAUUCACAGAAUGCAUUGACCUGGUAUUUGUGGAUGACAAAUCAAGUGAUUGUUUGGCCAUCUUCUAUAUUAUUAGCAAUAUAUUAUUAUCAGUAAUAGGAGAAGACAUAGACCUUGCAGGAGAUCACCAGCAGUUAACACUAUACAACUUGUGCAAAACCUUUUAUAUCCAUUACCACUUGAUUCCAUUUCAAUGGCAUACAGUAUGCUUGAUAUGGGAUGGCAUGAAAGGCAAAUUAGAGCUCUUCCUGAAUAAAGAAAGAAUACUGGUAAUGAUGGGUCAACCACAAAACACACCUAAUGGGACUCUGUUUCUAGGACAUUUUCUUAAGAAGAAACAGGUUAAAAGUAUGGUGCCUUGCUUCACUGGCAGCUUGUACUACUUACAACUCUGGGACUACAUCCUGGAAAAUGAGGAGUUUAUGAAGUGCUUGAGUGGAAACAUAGUUAGUUGGGAAGAUGUUUGGCUGGUCAACAAGAAUCCAACUGUUGACACAAGACUGCGCUGCUUUGUUUCUGAAAAUAUGACAAUUCAAGAAACAAGUACAAUUCUUUCACAGCAAAUAGACCUAACAACCCCAUCCCAAAUUACUGAACUAAAACCUCAAAAUACUGUAUAUACUUCUACAAUUAUGUCUAAAGUCAUACCUGUAUUUAAAACUGAUUAUAAAACCAUAUCAUAUUCCAAUACAACAUCUCCACCUCUGGAAACAAUGACUGUACCAAAAUUUUUAAAGACAUCCAUUUCUGAGACAGCUACAUUCAUAGCAGACAUUUUGUCUACUUCAGCAGCUGUUGCUCUACCCACCAAGAAUACUUCCACAGGCACUACUACCAAUUCCAUGAAAAUAACUAAAUCCCCAUCUUCAGAGAACACAGUGACAACAAAAAGGGCUGGAGCCAUUUUUGAGACCUUUUAUCCAACUACAGCUACUAAUUUCUUAUACACAUCUGGAUUUACCAAGAAUUCAAUUGUACCCAAAUCUUCAGCGAUUGGAUCUCCACUGGCCAAUAUGAAGACAGCAUCUUUAUGCUCAUCUAUUGAGCCAACAUCCAAAUCUACACCAUCAUGGCAUAAACACAUAUCCACAGGUAUUGGAGCACUCCCUAUCUCCACAGCUAGCCAGGAGUUUCUUGCAUCUACAGUUGCUGGAACUGUACCUUGGUCCACCGUGAAACAGACUUCUACUCACAUUGGGACUGCAUCAGCAUUCCCACCUAUGUCUGUGCUCAUCUCCAAAGCUGCUCCAGUAGAUACUGUAUUUCCUAGAAAUCAGAAAGCAUCUACAUUGGCAAUGACUGAUAAAAAAAUAUCAUUUACAGUUCAUUCAAUGACACUUCCAUCUAAGCCUAUUGAGACGACUUCUGAGCUAAGAACAGUUGAAACAGAAUUGACAUCUACAAAUUUCCAGGAUGUCUCUUCAUCCAGAAUGGAGGAUACAAUAUCUAUCUCCAUGCCAAAAGAGGCCUCUUCUGUGUCCCUUUCUUUCAGGACAUCCUCUUCAUUAACCAGAGCUGAGAGUGUACAGACAAAUAUUGAUACUGAGACCACACAUACAUCCUUGAUUCCUGGAAUCACACUUGCACCUGCAGCUGAUGAAAGUAUGCUUUCCCCCACAGUCACUGGGUCAGAAUAUACCAAGAAUACAUCCACAGAUGGUGAAAAUGUGUUUCCUUUUAUCUCCACCAGAUCAGCUUUCACAUCCAGGGCAUCUGAGUCUGGUCCCACAACAAUAAGUGAUGAAGGUGCCCAUCUAUUUACCAGUGAGAUCAAUUGGACUUCCAGACCAGACCAAACUCUGUUGAUGUCAAUAUUCCAUGGGAAUACUUCUAAUACAGAACAUUCAUCCACAACUGCUGAUGUUAAUAUGCCUCCAGAAGCAUCCAUAGAAAGUGAGGCUACCACUACCACUGAUGCUAUUAUUAAUACUGAUACCAUAAUAGACAGAUAUACAACAGCUCUAUCCAACUUGACAUCUCCGUGUUUGGCUAAUUUCUCCAUAGUUUCUAGAACCACAUCUAUAAACAAACUGCCUGAGUUUAAACUUACCACCUUAUUACUAAGAACCACCCCUAGGUCCGCAGUAGCUGGAAAUGAACUUAUUUCAACAUCAAAGGAAACAGUUUUUCCACCAGUAGAUAUAAUAUCUACCCUUGCUGACACUGAACUAGAUUUUUCUACUGAGAGUGCUUCUGAGACUACACAAACAGAGGUAAAAAAUACAAUUGCAUUUGGAGAGACAACAAUCCCUGUACCGGAGUCUGCAACAACACAAAGAUUCAAUGCUUCUGUGACAAGGAAAGAAGCAACUUCCCAUUACCUUAAAGGAAGAUCAACUAUAGCAGCAACAACAGAGGUUUCUCCAUUUGCAACAAUGCAGGAAGCAACAGAUGAGUCUAUACAAAUGGUGACAGCUUCUGUCAUUGUUUCCCCUUUUCCUGAUUUAGAAAAGUCGACUUCCCCAUUGGAUAAUAAAACUGCAACUACUGAGGUGAGAGGAAGAUGGCUUUCUCCAAAAUCAGUUAAAACCACAUCUGAGACUUCCUACAAUGGAUCUUCAGAAAUCUUUAAUUCCACCCACACAUACACAGCAGAGUGGACUUCAGAGACUCCACCUGAAGGUAAUCCAACUCCAUAUCCCACUUCUGGGAGCACAAAGGCAUUUCCUGAACCCCUGGUUGCUUCUACCAUAAGAAUAUUGGAAACCAGUUUUGCCACUAUUCCUACAGAGAGGACAGCUAUGUCCUUGUCUACUGGUAUGUUGCCUCCACAACCUACAACUACCCAUUCCUUAGCAACCCCUGUGCCUAUUAUCCAUAUGUACUCACUGCCAGUUAAUGCCUCUGCUGUCACCUCUAUGGUGAUGUCUGAAGAGACUAAGGUUACCAUGUCUGAGCCUUCUGCACUGGCCAGGGCUUCCUCCACAUCUGCAUUCUCAGAUGUCUCACCUCUGUCAUCAGCUAUACUGACUACAGCAUCAGUGCCACCAAUGGAUCAGACUGCUUCCACAACCAGCAAUAAUGUGACACCUAUAGCAACUUCCUUUCUGACAGAAACUACAGUCUCCUCAUUGAGAUCUACCAGUCCUUUGGCAACUAAGGCUGAGACCACUUUUCUGUCCACCUCAGCUGACAGAGUAACUUCAUCCACACCCACUCUUGCCUGCUCUAAAUAUCUCCCUGACAAUAUUUCUGUUGUGACCUCCACUCAUAUGAUCUCAACAAUGUCUAUACCAGUAGCAACCCAGUCCACAUCUCGAGUAGAGGAUGCUUCCACCCAUGCUCUCAGCUUCCAGAAUACUUUCAAUGGCAGUGGAGAUGUUGUUAGCUUGAUUACUGCCACCACAGAAAAUUAUGCUAUUGAUGAGACCAGGCCCUCUGCCAACAAGCUUACUACUUCAGAUGGUCAGAUUUCUCAAUUUUCCACACGUCUGGCAAACAUACUGGUCCCCACUCUAUCAGUGACUGAUAUUUCUACCUUAACUUCUGACAAAGAGCAGAUUGUCACCUCCCUAGGAAAACCCCUUGGAACUAUGGAGGUGACAGAGAUAUCCCCAUCAAAUAAUCCUUUUAUUUCAGAGUCUCAGAAUUCUUCAUCCUUGGGAAUGACAGAUACAGGAUUUGCUGAGACCACAAAAAUGUCCAGUUAUCAAACACAUACACCUUCAGAGAUUCCACUUGUAACUCCCACUGAUGGAAUUUCAGCUUCAUCUCCCACAUCUGGGCAUACACAGACUGUACCUACCACCUGGAUCUCAAGUAACACCGAUGUUCACAUUUCAGAAAUGUCUACCAGUCUUGGGAAAACAGCUUUCCCUUCAAAAGCUCUGACAAUUACCACGUUUUUGUCUCCUGACAAAGAAAGCAUAAGUGCCCUCUCAAUAUAUACUUGCAGGACUGAGAAAAUGACAGUAAGAACCACCUCUGUGACUCAACCUUUCUCAUACCACCAGAACACUUCAUUUGUAGAUGCCAUAUCUUCCAGGACAACCAGAAUAUCAAAUCCUAUAAACAUCAACACAACUCUUUCACACUUGCUUUCACCCCGGACUCAACCUGAGGUGACAUCAGUUGCCUCUCCCAUUUCUGAAAGCACACAGACCUCCCCAGAGUCCCUGUCUUUUUCCAUAACUGGACUGCCUAGUGCCAAUUUUACAAUUAUUUCUACUGACAGGGUCACUACAGCCCUUUCUGCUCCAAGUGUAACUACCUCACUUCUUGGGAAAACAUCUAUGGCAACGUCCAUUCCUCUCUACCAGAUGUCUUCACUGCCAGUUACUGCCUUCACCUCCAAAAGAGUUUCUGACACUCCUACAAUACUAAUGACCAAAUAUUCUAAAAUAACACAUCCAGAUUGUUUGAAAAGACACUCUAUAGCUACUUCUGGACGUGGGUCUGAGGUGUCCUCAAUGUCAGUUCAUGACUCUGCUUUUUCACCUCCAACUGUUUCUCCUGACAAUUCCACAACAGUUGGAUCAUUCUCUACUUUAUCAUCUUCAAUUACCCCUAGGACUACUAUAACCAUACAAACAUCUACAUUGGAUGUCACACCUGUGACAUAUGCUGGUUCUACUUCAAAAAGCACAAUGGUGUCUUCUGCUUUUACUACUUCAGAAAUGACAGAGAUGUCCUCCCAAAUCACACCUACAUCCUUUUCCUCUCCAACAGAGACAACUUAUCCCUCCAUGAAAACCAUUCCAACCACUAUUAUGGCUGGGGUGGUGACUCCAUUUGUAGGCACCACUGACUCAUUUCUACUCAGUUCUGAGAACACUGAAGCUAUGUCUUCCAUUCCAAAGACCACAUUUUCACCAUUUUUAUCAACAUCCCCACAGUCAUUCCAUGGAGACAAGGCUACAACUCUGGGCAUAUUAACUGGAAUUACUAACACCUCCCUAUCUACUGUAAGCAGUGGUAGAGUAACAAUUUUCACAAAUACUUAUUCUAGAACUGCUGCUCCUAAAAGUGUGAUUUCAUCUAUUCCUUCAGAUAGUCUCCCUACUCCCUUGAAUAUUCAGGUUUCCCAAUAUUUGACUAGCUUUAAGAGCACUCCUAGACCCACACAAAGUAUAAAAGCCACCACUUUCUUUUCUUCAAAAACAAAAAAAAUGACUUCCUUGUCUGAAAAUACUGAAAAUACUUCAAGCACUGAACUAACAAAAGGUGCCACAUCUGUAAAUACCCCUAUUUCAUACCAUCCAUGGACUCCAUCCAGUGCAACUCUGCUCUCUUUUAAAACAUUUCUUUUUUCACCUCAUAGUACUAAAGCUGAAUUCUCUACUCCAAAGACUUAUCUUCCUCCUACAUCCCACAUGGUUGAAUUUCCAGUUCUUGGAACAAGAACCACAUCUAGUAACACCCAGCCUCUGCUUAUGACUUCCUGGAACAUACCCAUAGCUAAAGAUUCUCAAUUUCCAAUUUUUACCACUACUCAUGUGCCUACACCCAAGAAGAUGGAAACAGAGACUCCAUACCUUGUUCCUGGGUCUUUAUCAACAUUCAUGGCCUCUAAGACUGGUCUUGUAUCUGGAAAUGUUAUGGCAAUAUCAUCAAUUUCUACAUCAGGAAUUCUUCCUACCUUGGGGAUGUCUGAGAGCCCUUCAUUAUCAAUAUCUUCAAGAACUAUUCCUACCACUUUGGUUGACAUUAAGCAGACAUUUGUUUCCUUUUAUAAUGUUGGAAUGAGCUUCUCUGUCUUUGAUGAAGAGCCAGCGAUCCCUAUUACCAGUGUGGUAAAUGAAUUAGCAGAAAAUUGGUUGAAUUCUAUAUUUCAGGACAGUGAAUUUGCUCUUGCUAAUCUGGCUAUUCAAAUUAAAAGCAGAGACACUUCUAAGGAAGAAAAAACCAUGGACCAAACUUUUCGAGUAUGCACUUUUCUUUUGCUUUAUUUGGAACAGAGAGAAGGGCAAGAGAUGGCUACAAUUUCCCAUGCGUUAUACAGCUGUGUCUGUCAGGUCAUCAUAAAGGCCAACUCUUCUUUAGCACCCACUGAAUUGAUUAGCAGGAUUAAAAGUAAAAUACAUGGCAACCUCAUGCAUGGAAACUUCACACAAGAUCAAUUGACGUUAUUAGUAAAGUCUGAACAUGUUGCAGUGAAAAAACUAGAGCCAGGAAAGUGCAAAGCCGAAGAGACAACCUCUAAAUACAAAGGGACAUAUAAGUGGCUCUUAACCAACCCUACUGACACAGCCCAAACUAGAUGCAUAAAAAAUAAGGCUGGAAACGCUACUAGAAUCUGCUCAAUCAGUAUGGAUACUGGCAAAUCUCAGUGGGAAAAACCAAAGUUUAAACAAUGCCAAUUGCUGCGAGACCUUCCUGAUAAGAUUGUGGAUCUUGUUAAUAUUACUAUCAGUGAUGAGAAUGCAGAUGAUGUUGCUAAGCACAUUUUAAAUUUGAUAAAUGAAUCCCCUUCUCUGGAUGAGGAAGAAACAACGAUUAUUGUUUCUAAAUUAUCUGAUAUUUCACAAUGUGAUGAGAUAAGUAUGAAACUAACCAAGAUUAUAUUACAAAUAAUCGAUGCUGUUUUGGGAAAGCAAAACAAUUCAGUAUCUGAUCUACAUGAAGUAAGUAAUGAAAUUCUGAGGAUAAUCAACCAUGCCGGUCACAAGAUGGAGUUUUUGGGGAGGACAGCAAAUCUGACAGUGGCCAGCCUGGCUUUGGCUGUCCUGCGGGUGGACCACACAUUUGAAGGCAUGAUCUUCAGCAUUCGCUCCUAUGAAGAAGGUACAGAUCCUGAGAUUUACCUAAGUGAAGUCCCUCUGGAGAGGGUUUUGGCUUCCAUAUAUUUGCCUAAAUCACUGAAGGAGAGAAUUCCUCUUAGCAACUUACAGAGCAUCUUAUUUAAUUUCUUUGGCCAAACUUCACUUUUUAAGAUCAAAAACGUCACUAAUACAUUAACCACAUACGUUGUGAGCGCCAGCAUUUCAGAUAUACCCAUUCAAAACUUGGCUGACCCAGUAGUUAUUACUCUGCAGCAUAUUGAAGGAAACCAGAAUUAUGAUCAAGUUCAUUGUGCCUUUUGGGACUUUGUGAAGAACAAUGGGCUAGGUGGAUGGAAUUCAUCAGGCUGUAAAGUAAAGGAAACAAAUAUAAAUUACACAAUCUGUCAUUGUGACCACCUCACCCAUUUUGGAGUCUUAAUGGAUUUAUCAAGGUCUGCAGUGGACGCAGUGAAUGAGCAGAUAUUAGUACUUAUAACAUACACCGGAUGUGGAAUCUCCUCCAUUUUCCUAGGAGUUGCAAUGGUGACAUACAUAGCUUUUCACAAACUUCGAAAAGACCAUCCUUCCAAAAUCCUGAUCAAUUUGUGUGCCGCACUACUGAUGCUAAACCUGGUUUUUCUGUUCAAUUCUUGGUCGUCAUCAUUUCAGACAGAGGGACUUUGUAUCACAGCAGCAGUGGCACUUCAUUACUUCCUGCUCGUUUCUUUGACAUGGAUGGGCCUGGAGGCAGUGCACAUGUAUUUUGCUCUAGUUAAAGUCUUCAACAUAUACAUUCCCAAUUAUAUUCUUAAAUUUUGCCUAGUUGGUUGGGGGAUCCCAGCAAUCAUGGUGGCAAUCAUACUGAGUGUGAAGAAAGAUCUGUAUGGAACUCUGAACACCACAUCUCCAUUUUGUUGGAUUAAAGACAAUUCUCUAUUUUACAUCUCAGUUGUGGCUUAUUUUUGCCUCAUAUUUCUCAUUAAUUUCUCCAUGUUCUGCACUGUUCUUGCUCAACUGAAUUCCAUAAAAUCCCAAAGCCAGAAGACUCGGCAGAAGAUGCUCCUAUAUGACCUCAAAAGCACAACAAGCCUAACAUUCUUACUUGGCCUCACCUGGGGGUUUGCCUUUUUCGCCUGGGGACCUGUGAGGAUCCUUUUCUUGUAUCUUUUUGCCAUUUUUAAUACUUUACAAGGAUUCCUCAUUUUUGUGUUCCACUGUGUGAUGAAGGAGAGUGUGCGGGAGCAGUGGCGGACUCACCUCUGUUGCAGGCGGUUGCAAUUGGAUAACUUUUCUGAUGGGAGCAGCAGAUAUGAGCUAAAUGUUGGGUAUAAACAGGAAAGAUUGAAGAAAACCUUCAAGCACAAAUUGUUGACACCAUCCCUCAAGUCAACGACAAGUAGUUCUACUUUCAAAUCUUUAGGCUCUUCACAAGGCACUCCUUCAGAAAUAAGCUUCCCAAGUGAUAACUACGAUGAAGAUUCCUACUGUUGCUCUCCCUUGAGUUGUGAUGUUGUGCCUAAUUGUGUGAGAAGAAUAUUACCUGUGGAAAUCAAAAUGAAUUCCAUUCAUAAACAAACAUUCCUUCAAUAAAUCCCAGCAGAAAUACAUUACUCUCCCACCCCCAGAUUGGAGAAAAUGUUGAAUUUGUGAAGCCAUCUGCUCCAACUUCAUAUUCUAAAUAUUAUUUUGGAAGGAGCAGAAUGAG
Molecule: messenger RNA, 8566 nt
Organism: Myotis daubentonii (Daubenton's bat)
Lineage: Eukaryota; Metazoa; Chordata; Mammalia; Chiroptera; Vespertilionidae
Gene: ADGRG4
Product: adhesion G protein-coupled receptor G4
Biological process (GO): adenylate cyclase-activating G protein-coupled receptor signaling pathway; cell surface receptor signaling pathway
Cellular component (GO): plasma membrane
Molecular function (GO): G protein-coupled receptor activity
Source: RefSeq, a predicted model, not a curated record